Messenger RNA from Arvicola amphibius (Eurasian water vole), 2706 nucleotides. RefSeq names its product transmembrane protein 268 (gene Tmem268). The transcript is spliced from 9 exons. Lineage: Eukaryota; Metazoa; Chordata; Mammalia; Rodentia; Cricetidae. The record is from RefSeq and is a predicted model, not a curated record. Bases 287 to 1315 code for a protein of 342 amino acids.
GCGCGGGGCCCCUUCCGGUGCCCUAGGGGAGCGCGGCUGAUGAAACGCUCCCGGCGGGGCCCGGAGACGAGGCCGCAGGGCGGCUCCGCCGAGGAGACCCGCUCGGGCGGGGCGCGGGAGGCGCGGGAGGCGGGCGCUGGGACGCCGGCACAGAGGCGCCUUGGCGCAGAAGGAGCCUCCGACCCUGCGCGUCCCCGGGCUGCGGCCAGUGGAGGUGGGACACUGCCCAGCAUGAACUGUACGCCCAGAAACAGGAAGUAGAAGCGGGAGCAGCUGCCUCUUGGCCAUGGCCUGUGAGCCUCCCACAGACCCUGGUGGGGCAGCUGGUCCCCUGCCCACCUCUAUCCUGGGCUGCAGCACCCUGCCUCAAAGGAGCCCUCCUGGCUGGGGUCAAGAGCUGCACAAUGGCCAGGUCCUCACAGUCCUCCGGAUCGACAAUACCUGUGCACCCGUCUCCUUUGACCUGGGAGCUGUAGAAGAGCAACUACAGGCCUGGGGCAUUCAGGUCCCUGCUGAGCAAUACAGGAACCUGGCUGAGAGUGCUCUCUUGGAGCCUCAGGUGAGGAGGUACAUCAUCUACAACUCGAGGCCCGUGCGGCUGGCCUUUGCUGUGGUGUUCUAUGUGGUGGUGUGGGCCAACAUCUACUCCACCAGCCAGAUGUUUGUCCUGGGCAGCCAGUGGGCAGGCGUGCUGCUUGCCACCCUGACCGCUGUCAGCCUGACCCUGACCCUUGUGCUGGUGUUUGAGAGACAGCAGAGGAAGGCUAACACUAACACAGACCUGAGGCUGAUGGCCGCCAAUGAAGCCCUUCUGAGACACCGGGUGCUGCUCGGGGUGACAGACACAGUGGAAGGAUGCCAGAGUGUGAUCCAGCUCUGGUUUGUCUAUUUCGACCUGGAGAGCUGUGUGCAGUUUUUGUCUGAUCAUAUUCAGGAAAUGAAGAGGAGCCAAGAGUCUGUGCUGAGAAACAAAUUAAGCCAGCUAUGUGUUGUCAUGGAGACAGGAGUGAGCCCUGUGGUGGAAGGGCCUGAGGACUUGGAGGAUGCCCCCCUGCUACCCAGCACUCCUGGUCCUCCGGAGAGACCACUCAUGCAGACUGAACUCUAUCAGCUUGUUCCGGAGGCUGAGCCGGAGGAGAUGGCCCGGCAGCUACUGGCAGUGUUUGGUGGCUACUACACUCGGCUCCUGGUGACCUCUCAGCUGCCCCAGCCAAUGGGAACCCGACAUACAGACUCUGCACAGGUCCCAUGCCCCUGUCAGCUCAUAGAAGCACACAUUCUGGGAACAGGAUGCUGCCCAUUCCUGGCCAGGUGACCUGUGGACAAAGACGUUCAUCUUCCUCUAAGAUUGAGAAGUCGGGGAGGAGUCAGGAGCCUGGCGUGGCUGACCCUGAGCUCGGAUGAGAUCAGCAUUUAGGGACACUUUGGAAGUGUCUGUCAUGUUGGUCAUGGGGUCCCCAAGUGCACACCAGAUGUCUUGUCAACAUCAUAUACUGUCCUGGCCUCGCUGAAUCUGGUGGCUGAGCUGGAUAGGGGCAAGGAGACCAGGGCUGGUGGUCAUCAGCAGGGGCACUUGGAAAAGAAGACCCUGUUGGUGCGACUCAGACUGAUCUUGUGGGCGACAUGCUGGCUUGUGUCAUGCUUCUGUCCUGCGUAGCAGCAGUGCUUCCUCACACUCCACUGUUCUGGAGUGAAGUGUGGUCAGACAUGCUGGGUUUGAGUAGAAAGCUCAGAGGCUCCCCAAGAGUUUGAAGACUGCCCACAGCCCCAUGUCUAAAGCCCUCAUUUGGUGUGAAGGUCCAGCUCCGAGUUCCAGCUUUGUGGUCUCUUCCAAGAAUCACCACCCUAAAUUGGAACUCUUCCCCAGACUGGCAGGGGCAGCUUUUGUGUCCCUUCUGCUGCUUUCCGUCAUUGAAAUUCCUCAUGGAACUGCCCCUAUUAUUGAUGUUUAUGUUAUUCCAGUUUUUCCUGUACAUACUUCUUUUUCUAUCGAGACUGUAAACUCCUCAGGGUCCAACACUGCACCUACCUUCCUUUUGUGAAUGACCUGGACUUACUUAAAACAAAAAUACUUCUGAAAAGUCCCAUGGAUCGGUUGCCUUAUCCUCUUCCCAGUUGUGGCAGAUGGUUCUGCAAACGUGGUUGAAUGAUAAGAUCCGGGUCGUGAUGGAGCAGAUUCUGGUCCUGAGCUGCGUGGCUGUGUUUGUCCACCCUCCACUUACCGGAUGGUCCUGGUCAUUCCCGGCGUAUUGUGCUGGUAUUCUUACCUCAGUGCCCACAGUGCUCCCAUAACCCCUGACCCCAAACUAAGGUGUCCUUGGUGAUAUGCCAUCUCAGGGAGCUCUGAUGUAGCUAGUAACCUGGAUUCUUGCACAUCUGCCGUCUCUAGGGCUGUGUGGCCAUGGCUGAGUGUUCUGCCUUCUCGGUGUGUCCACUGACUCCUUUUAGAGCCCUGUGGUGGACUGAAGUGGCACAAUGCGGGGACCUGCUGGUUAAGACACUUCCUACCUCUGCUUUUCCUGUGUCCAAGACGGAGGAGUCCCCAGCCAUAUCCUGGGGUAGCUUUGCUUAGUGGAAUUAUUCACGGCCUUUUGACCCACUGUGGGAAAUGUCCCUGAAUUUGAUCAGGAAAGCCUGUGCUUGUCAUCUGGGCACAGAACCCUUCAGUGUGAUGACGGAGAAUAAAACAGUUUGGUGAAUUACUGA